CAAACAUCUGAUUGGUUAAAUCCAAACUUUGAUUAUUUAUCUCUGAUUGGUUCAUAUAUGUCUAUUCAACUAGUUUUCGGCCCAUUGAUUAUUGUUAAAAUUAACCAAUAAGAAUGAUUUUAUGUAGGUUGCUAUACAAAUUAACCAUCACUUUAAAAGUUUUUUAAAAAAAUUUAAAAAAAACAGUAUGUUUUACACGUGGCAUUGGAAUAAACAAACCACAUUUUUAUACGUAUUGAAUUAGUGUAGUUAUUCACUUAUUUCAAGAAGAUUAUCACAUUUUGUAUUAUUGAGAAUUUGAUCAGAACCGGAAUAUAAAUCUAACUGUGCUGGUAUCCAGGACUUUCAUCAUCAUUAUCACCAUCAUCAUACAUAUACAUAACCAAUGGCUGAAUUUCGUAAAUGUUUUGAAAACUUAGAUACUGAGAAACGUGGUGUAAUUACAAUUGAAGAUUUAAAAAAUUAUAUGUAUAAAAUGCAUUAUAAAGAAACAUUCUUACAUAAAUGGAUUGAAUUAUUUGAUCCUGAACAUACAGGAUUUAUUACUUAUGAACAAUAUUGUAAAACACUUGGUUUAAUACCACGUAAACGUACAUUUAGUAAAAAUUUAACAGAUUCUACAUUAUUAUCAUCAUCAGUAUCAUCAUCAUCAUCAUUGUCUAUUUCAUCAAAACAAGAUAAUGUCAAUGAAGCAUUCAUUGGUAGUUUUGAUAAAAAUGUAAACGAGACUAAUAUUACUACAAUCAUUCAACAAUCUGAUUCAAAUGAACCAGAUCAAAAAAUUGAACAAACAAUUAUAACAACAGAACAACAUUCAACUAUUCAUAUACAGAUUGACCAAACAAUAAGAAAUACAUGUACUUUAAAACAAUCAGAAGUUGAAAUCAAUGAAACCGAACAGCAACAACAACAACAACAGCAACAAAAACAAAAUGAGUUGCCAAAUCAAUCAAAUAAUCCCAUUCAUCAAAAUAUCAAUAAUGAUAGUACCAAUUUAACAAUGAUAAAUAAUCAAAACAUUAUUACAGUAAAUGAUGAAUAUAUCGAUGAGAAUAUGAUAACAGUGAAGGAAAAUAUUAUUUCACCUAUUAAUAAUGAUAUACUACUUAAAAAUACUGAACAAAUGAUAACUGAUCUAAUUGUUUCUAAUCAAAAUGAGAAUAAAUUCAUUGAAUCAUUAAAACAAAUCGAUAUUGAACUGAAUAAUGAAUUGAAAUCAUCCAUUGAACAAACACAAUUAUCAAUUACAGAUCCAAUAAAAUCAAUGAGUUCAGAUAAGAAAUCAAUUAAAAAAUUUAAAAAUAAACAAAAAAAUUUAUUAUCAUUAGAGAAAACUACAUCUGAAAUCAUUAUGGAUACUAAUCUAUUAUUACCUGUAGAAAGUAUUUCAUUAUAUGAUGAACAUAAUGAAUUCAUAAGUAGUAUCAUUACAUCGGAUAUAAAUAAUUCUGGAAUAAAUAUUACUGAUGUAACAUAUACUACUACUACUACUACAACUACAAGUAAUAUUCAAAAUGAAAUCUCUUCAUUACAAUUCAAUAUCAAUGAUAAUCAAUCAUCUAUAAACAAUGUACUUGAAAUAGAUCCACAAUACAAUAAGGAAUAUAUUGAAAAAUCUAUGAAACAUUUAAAGAAAACCCAAAAAUCAAUAAAUAAAGAAAGAGAAGUGAAAGAACAAUCGGAAAAAAAUAUCCAACCUUUAAAUUCUUCAUUUAUAUCUGAAUCAGCAGAUAGUGAACACAAUGAACCCAAUGAUAUAACAUUAUCUUCCAUAGAGAUAUCGAUCCAUAAAGAAGAUCCUAUUAGUUUACAUGUUUUACAAAAUGAAAAACCAAUAUCUACAUCUAUUCAUCUAUUGAAUGAAUCAAAUCAAUUCACUAAAUGUUGUUUAUCCAAUGAAACUAAUCAAGAAACUGAUUCAGAAUUGGAUCAUGAAAUUAUACAUAAUGAUGAAAUUUCUAAACAAACUAUAGAAAAAUCAGAUAAAAAAUCAAAUAAAAAGAAAGAAACUACAUAUAACCUAUUAGGACAAACUAUAGAUCAGGAAAUAUCAAUAAAUGAUCCUGUACAUUUUGAAUCAAUAGGCUUGACCAAUCAACAAUCAAGUCAAUUUAUUACUGAAAGUUUACCAACAUCAGAAUUGUUAAUUAUUCCCCAGGAGAUUCAAUCUAUAUCAAAAACACCUCAAGGAAUUAAUGAAGAAGCUGACACUAAUGAUAAUAAUAAUAAUGUUGAACUAUUAUCACCAACAGAAUUAAUUAAUGAUGAGAAAAACUUUAAGAAAGGAUCAAAAAAAUCUAGAAAAAAACAUGAAAAGGAACAUUCCGAUAUUGAUAAUACUACAGAACAAGACUCAUGUAUAGUUGUUCAUGAAGUAUUACCUGACGAGAAGAAGAUGAAGAUGAAGAAGAAGAAGGAGGAGAAGAAGAAUACAACAGACUCAAAAAAUGGUCAUUUACACGAGGUAAACAUGUUUGAUAUAGAGAGGACAUCAGAAUCUAUAAAUAAAGAAUAUAUUAAUCCAUCUGUGAUGUCAUUUUCCGAUCCAACAUUCCUUGAAUUAAACAGUACAAAUUCUCAAUCAGAAUGUUGUAUAGAACAAACAUCUAAUAAACAACAUACAAUUAUUCUAGAAACUAACAAUUCAUUUGAACAAGUUUUCAAUGAAUCACAUAUGAUCAUAUCAAAUGAUAAUACAGUUCAUACUGAAAUAACUCAUAUAAGUAGUACAAUUCCAGUAGAUGAUCAUGAUGAAACUUCAAAAUACAUUGAAAAAGUACAAUUCAAUAAUAAUGAUAAUGACACAUUAAUAGGACAAUCAUCUCUAAGAAAAGGAGAUAUAAGUGAAAUGAGUACAGAGUUGAUGUUAUAUGAUACAGAAUUAAACAUUGAACAUCAAGAUACUAACAAAAACUCAUUAAAACAAUCAAAAAAGAAACAAAAGAAAACAAACCAGCCAAUUGAAAAGAAUAUAAAAGUUGUUGAAAGUCAUAAAAAUACUACUAAUACUUCUAUUCCUCAGAGUAUAGCAACAACGAUUGAUAUAAAUCAAACUGUAAACUCUCCUCUAUCCACUGAUAUAAAAAUAACAGAACAAACACAACAACUAACAAUAUCACAGAGUUCCAGUGAUUUGGUUAGUCAACCUUCAGAUGGAUUCAGUAAAAAAUCAUCAACAAAUAAAAAAACUAAGAAAGUUAAAAUACAGUCUAAUGUUUCAGAUGAUAAUUACUUUUCAAAGUCUACGUCUACCAUAUUACCGAAUUCUUUGAUACCGGUUAAUGAAGUACAUAGUACUGAAUAUACUAGUAAUAGUAAUAGUAGUAGUAGUGGUAGAAACACUAAAAAUAAGUUCACAUCAAUAUCAAUUCCAUUUUGUAAAACAAUUUGUAAAGUUUCUCAUGAAGAAUUACAAAAUUCUCUAAGUCAUAGAAAUACAUCUAACUUGAAAGUAAAGAAUAAAAAACUUCAUUUAACAAAAAAUAACAAACUAAAGAAGAAUAAAACAAUCGUCCCUAAUCAACUAGAUGAUAAAUUGAAUAAUAAAUCUGUAAUUAAUGAAAUAACAAUGGAACAAUCAUCACAAACAGUCACUGAAGAAGAAACACAAGAAAACACUAGGAAACGACGUUUUCCUAAGUCUUUCAUAACGCAAGUUGAUCCAAAAUAUAUUCGGUCUGCUCGUUUAGCUGCUAAACGAAGAAGAACUGAUUCAACUAAUAAACCAAAAGAAACAUCAUUAUCAUCAUCUACAGAUAAAAGAAAGACAUCAAUUAAACAGGAAUCUAAGAAAAUAUUGAAAAAAUGGCGUCUACGACCAAGUUUAAGAGAAAAUGGUGUAAUUGUUAUAUUAUUAGCUGGACGACAUCGUGGUAAACGUGUAGUUAGUUUAGGUAGACAAAAAUCAACCGGUCUUUUACUUGUCACUGGACCAUAUUGUUAUAAUGGUUGUCCAUUACGUCGUGUUCAUCCAGAUUAUGUGAUUGCUACUAAAACAAAAAUUGAUUUAAGUAGUUUAUCACUUCCUGAAAGAAUUCACACUAAAAAAUAUUUCACUAGAACUACCAAAUGUAAAAGUUUCAAAACAAAACAUAAUCAUAAUCAUUUUGAUGAGAUUCUUGAACAUGGUAUUAAUACUGAAAGAUCAGCUUAUAAACCAAAUGAUGAAAGGAAAACUGAUCAAAUCUAUAUAGAUAAUGAAGUGAGAAAGGCGAUCAAAUCUCAUACAGAUUCCAAGUUAUUAAUUAGCUAUUUGAAAUCAUUAUUCUCAAUUGGAAAACAUGAUAAACCACAUGAAAUGUUGUUCUAGUAAAAUGUAAACACAUUCAUUCAAUCAUAUAUAUAUAUAUAUAUAACAUUCAGAUAAACAAUAAUACACAUAGAAUUAAACAAACUACACAAAUUGACCUUCCGAAAGCAAACUACUUCCUCUUUACUAUACUACUACUACUACCACUACUACUAAGAACUACAGAUACAACACACAUUAUGAAUGAAGCAUUUCAACAUGCAACUUAAAUGUAAUUCAUCUCUUUUAAUUGCCACUCUUUUGAAUGUACUUUUUCUUGAGUCUUUUCUUUUCUCUGAACAAAAUUCAGAACAAAUAAUAAAUAAUGAUUAACUGUUCAAUGUUUAAAACAAAAUCAUAUUCUUAGGUUGUUUUUGUCUUGUUACCUUUUGAUGUUAUUUUCUUGUUGUAAACUUGUGUCUUUUUGUUUCUUUUUUGUCUUCCUUUAUCUGUGUCUAUUUUUCAAAUGUGUUCAGUUCACGUUUUUUUGUUUCUAAACCAAAAUAAAUCUCAUUUCUGGAUUGAAAUUUAGUACUUUUCAUGAAGUGGAAUGUUCUUGGCCUGUAAAAUUCAUGCAACAUAAUAAUACUACUUAAUACG
Schistosoma intercalatum is the source of this 4888-nucleotide messenger RNA. NCBI's taxonomy places the organism in Eukaryota, Metazoa, Platyhelminthes, Trematoda, Strigeidida, Schistosomatidae. The record is from the annotation of a GenBank genome assembly.